Molecule: messenger RNA, 225 nt
Organism: Suillus paluster
Lineage: Eukaryota; Fungi; Basidiomycota; Agaricomycetes; Boletales; Suillaceae
Exons: 2
Coding region: 1-225 (74 amino acids)
Molecular function (GO): oxidoreductase activity
Source: RefSeq, a predicted model, not a curated record
AUGGAAUGCCCCAACACAGAUCCAGAUGCAGACGGCAAAGGUGAUGCAGACAGAGAUGCAGAGUUGAGAGAAGCAGUUGAUCUAUGUGGCAAAAAGGCUACUGAGGUUUGGUGCUUCUACGGCUUCCAAAUAACAAUGGAGAACAUUUACUCCAAGAUGUGCUCACUCCUCAUCGACACUUACAUCAAGGAUUGUCAGAUCGCCCGGAUCUCCAAUGAGCUCUGA